AUGGCUGAACAAAAGGUAGAUCUUGCAUCGCUCUCAAUCUUCCGCGCGACACGCGCGCAGGUUGAAGAGUCACGGCGCCGGUCGUUUCCGCAAUGGGGUGGUACUCUGAGUCUUACAGAGUACCUUGCGCGAGAUGCGACGAUGGAAUGUGGCGAGCACGCCAAGGAUGGAAAGUUGAUCACUUGGGUGCUGGCGCCACGGAACGACCCCACAACGCUUGAUUUUAUGAGUGCAUGUGAGACAUACAAGCGCACAGGUCUUGUCGCAUACCCCUCUUCCUCCCCGUCUGAACCCAACUCGGUGCACGAAGUAACUUGUUACGGUGUCGCCUGCGUGUUCACUCCGCCCUCAAAGCGCGCGCGCGGCUACGCCAGCCGUAUGAUGAGCCUCCUGCAUUGGGUCAAUGGCUUGCGUGCCAAUCUUCCUAAAUUCCCAGAGGCAUGGGGCGCACCGCCGGAAGAGGUAGCGGAUGCCGGUGAAGGACUGUUCUCGGUGCUGUACAGUGAUGUGGGGGAGGAGUUUUACCGGUCGGCUGGCCCUGGAGGUAAAGGGGGUGGAUGGGAGUUACGGGGAGCGACCUCGACUAUUUGGGAGGUGGGCACCGAGGAAGGUGAUGACGAGGGAUGGAAGUGGUUAACGGAGGAGCAACUGACUGGGCUUUGGGAGCGUGAUGCCGUGCGGAUCAAGAAAGAGCUGACGGACAUACCAACGAGCGACAGCUCAUACAUUGUGGAACGACCAGCGGCAUUCGCAACGUACCUGCCAACGGGUGGUGUCUGCGGGUUCCACAUCACAAAGUCGACGUUCGCCUCGGAUUUUUCCAUAGCAGGCGGAUUCUGGGGUGUAGAGUCCACGAGUGACCCAGACACAUACGCAAGCUGGAGCGUUGACUUGAGACCACCUCCACCAACGCUGAUUGUCACGCGACUCUGUGCCAGUGAAAAGAUGUUCCCUGGGCUGAUUACGAAGAUCAAACAGGCGGCUAGACGAAGCGGAAUUGGGAAAGUGGAAGUGUGGAAUUUGAGAGUAGGAUUAAAAGAGGUUGCGGAGAAAACGGGUGGGCGGACGUUCAUGCGAAAUGAGCAUUUGCCUCAGAUAGUGUGGUAUGGGCCUGAAACAACGGGGAAUGUAGAAUGGGCGUAUAAUGAGAAAUUCUGUUGGUGCUGA
Molecule: messenger RNA, 1167 nt
Organism: Suillus clintonianus
Lineage: Eukaryota; Fungi; Basidiomycota; Agaricomycetes; Boletales; Suillaceae
Exons: 4
Coding region: 1-1167 (388 amino acids)
Source: RefSeq, a predicted model, not a curated record